AGUAAAAUGGCAGAUACCGCAGUAGCAUCCGAAACUCCAGCUCCGGCUACACCGGCGAAGAAACCGAAAGCGGCAGCGGCCGCAGCGGCCGCCGCCGCCGCCGCAGCGGCUGGAUCGAAGAAACCUAAGGCUAAACCUACGCAUCCUAAAACCGCUGAAAUGGUCAACGCCAUUAAAGAGUUGAAGGAGCGCAGCGGUUCAUCGUUACAGGCCAUCAAGAAAUACAUCGCCGCUCAAUACAAAGUCGAUACAGAGAAAUUGGCACCGUUCAUAAGAAAAUAUCUUAAGAGCGCCGUCGAAUCCGGUGCCCUAAUACAGACAAAGGGAAAGGGUGCUUCUGGUUCUUUCAAAUUGGAAUCUAAAUCAUCGGCAGCAAAGAAACCCUCAUCGUCGGGAGGUGGCGGUAAGGCCAGCGGCGGUGGUCCCGCCGGAGGCGGUAGGGCUGCAGCAUCUUCGGCAUCGGCUAAAUCUAAGAAAGCCGCCGCCACGGCAUCGGCAGUGGCCGCGAAGGGAGGUAAGAAAGGCGGUACCGCAGCUUCGUCCGCUGCGUCUUCACCAUCUAAAGCUAAAGCAUCGGCGGCGGCGGCUAGGGAUAAGAAAGCGGCCGCAGCCGCAGCCGCGGCUGCCAAAAAGAAGCCAGCUGCUGCUAAGAAAGGUUCCGCAUCCGCCAACGCCUCUGCCGCAUCCUCAGCGGCAGCGUCUAAGGCCGGAGCAGCAUCCAAGGCCAAGAAGAGCGCCAAACCUCCCACUAAGAAACCAAAAGCCCCGAAACCGAAGAAAGCAGCCGCCGGUACCCCGAAAUCGAAACCCGCAGCUAAGAAAGCAGCAGCAGCGAAAAAGUAAUAAUUUUUUUUUUAAUAUUACUUUAUCUAUCGCGUAAAUCAGCGACGGCGGCGGCAGCAUCGGCACCGUGAGUUUGAGCGUCAUCUUCGAUUCCGUUCAAUGAUGAUGAUGAUGAUGAUGAUGAUGAUGUUGAUACGCGGGA
This is a messenger RNA of Danaus plexippus (monarch butterfly), 985 nucleotides long. Its product is annotated as late histone H1-like. Gene Ontology annotation, molecular function: structural constituent of chromatin; DNA binding. The record is from RefSeq and is a predicted model, not a curated record. NCBI's taxonomy places the organism in Eukaryota, Metazoa, Arthropoda, Insecta, Lepidoptera, Nymphalidae. Gene Ontology annotation, biological process: nucleosome assembly. Gene Ontology annotation, cellular component: nucleosome.